Molecule: messenger RNA, 312 nt
Organism: Penicillium samsonianum
Lineage: Eukaryota; Fungi; Ascomycota; Eurotiomycetes; Eurotiales; Aspergillaceae
Exons: 2
Coding region: 1-312 (103 amino acids)
Source: RefSeq, a predicted model, not a curated record
AUGAAGACCACCAUCUUUAUUACCUCUAUUUUUGCUGCCCUUGCGGUCGCCUCUGAAACUUUACAUCCAGCUGAGCAGCGCGGGGUCGACAUUGGUAAUGACUUCGCUCAGCGCUGGCUGGAGCAGGGAGGCAAAACGAUCGAGAAACGCUGCAACAACGAUGAUUUUGCUUUGUGCAUUGCUGGCUGUCAGACUGGCUGCGCUGGUUGUCUGCCAGGUUGCGGAGGCAGUUGCAUUGCGAUCUGCCACAGGUUAGCGGACAAGGAGAUUGUUGAAGGGUUUCCAAUGACUGUGAACGGGUUCCGGAAUUGA